GCCAAGGACUCGAGUGCUGCUCAGCUAAAAUUUUCAAUGAAAAUCGCAUUCAAGUGUGUCUUAAUUAUAAGGAAGGAACAAAAGGUUCACUGCAAGCAAAAUGUUUCUCCCGCUGUUAUUGUGCUUUCUGCCGUCAGCUUUCGGGCAGCUCAUCUUAGGAUUUUGUCCGGAACCACCACCGUUCGUUCACCAGCUCGAUUGGAAUAAGUACUCGGGAGACUGGUAUACAGUGGCACAAAGCUCUAAUCAUCCCCUGAAAGCCUCUGAUUGCCAACGUGUCAGAUACAGCAGAAACCAAGAAGGAUUUGACGGGACUUUCAGCUUGCUACACAAACCCACAAAUUCCAAGGUGUUUGAGAACGGAACCUUUUGGCGGGAAAGUCACAAAACCCCAGGAGAGUUGAAAUUUCGACUUAAGAGUUUUCCUCGUUCCUACCAGUUUCGAGUGCUACAUACAAAUUACACCGACACAGCUGUGGAGUACUUAUGCUUAGGAGGAGCGCUGACUCAUAUAACUUCCAUUUCUGUCCUGCAUCGCCACAGUCCUAGUCAACUUCCACUUCAACACGAUUUGGAGCAAACUCUUCGCCAGCUCAACCUGUCACAUGUCAUUCCACCGCCGUUGAGGAGCAAAAUGACACUCAUAGACCACACAGCUUGCUGAGUUAAACCCGAAAUAAAGUUUUAACCAAC
Uloborus diversus is the source of this 693-nucleotide messenger RNA. RefSeq lists its product as uncharacterized. NCBI's taxonomy places the organism in Eukaryota, Metazoa, Arthropoda, Arachnida, Araneae, Uloboridae. The record is from RefSeq and is a predicted model, not a curated record. The coding region runs from base 101 to 664 and encodes 187 amino acids. The transcript has 6 exons.